CAGUCACGGCAGUUAAAGGGUUCAAAGAAGCAAUGUCUAAAGAAUUUGAGAUGUCUGAUCUCGGGUUACUUACAUACUAUCUCGGGAUAGAGGUUAAGCAAGGACCGAAUGGUAUAACAAUACAUCAAGAAGCUUAUGCACGUCGUGUUCUAGAAGAAACAAACAUGGAUGGAUGUAAUCUAACUCACAUUCCUAUGGAGUUUGGUUUACAAAUGUCAAAAGCCAUGGAUGAAGCAGAGAUUGAUGCUACUCAGUAUCGAAGGAGAAUAGGAUGUUUAAGGUAUCUAAUGCAUACAAGACCAGAUAUGGCAUUCUCAGUUGGAAUUCUAAGCAGGUACAUGUACUCACCUCGAGAAUCACAUGGGAAAGCAUUAAAGCAAGUUUUAAGAUAUCUUAAGGGAACUCUAAGCUAUGGAUUGGAGUAUAAGCAAGAAAAGAUGCAGAAACUUAUUGGAUAUAGUGAUAGUAGUCACAACACAGACCCGGAUGAUGGAAAGAGCACGACAGGCUACAUAUUUUGCGUUGGAGAAACACCUAUCAGCUGGAGCUCUCAGAAACAGGACGUAGUAGCCUUGUCGUCAUGUGAAGCAGAAUACAUGGCUGCAACAGAAGCCACGAAACAAGCGAUAUGGCUGCAAGAACUUAUGAGUGAGAUAACCGGAAGUAAAGAAGAGAAGACAUUGAUAAGGGUUGAUAACAAAUCGGCCAUUGCUUUGGCCAAAAAACCCGGUCUUUCACCGAAGAAGUAAGCACAUUCAUAAGCGGUUUCAUUUCAUAAGGGAGUGCGUGGAACGAGGACUGAUAGACGUGGAGCAUGUGCCCGGGACGAAGCAGAAAGCAGAUAUCCUAACUAAAGCUUUAGCCAGGAUCAAGUUCAAGGAGAUGAGAGACUUGAUUCAAGUUCAAGAAAAUGGCUUGAAGCUUAGAAGGGAGAAUGUUGGAUAAGCUUCAAGAGAAAGCUUAGGAAACAAGUUAUUCAUAAAAAAGGAAAGAUGAAUAACAAAAUCUAUUAGAUUUAGGAUUAAGAUAAGUUAAAGAUAAGAUUCCUAGAUCAACAUGUAAUAGGAUAAAAGUUAAGGUUCCUAUUGCCUAUAUAAAGAGAUCAAAGUGUAAGAUGAUCUCAUAAGAAAAAGAAAAGAAAGUUAAGAAAGAUAAAUAAAACAAAGCAACAGUUUUAUUAAGUUUGUGUUUGUGUUCUGUUCAUACGUUCUUAUCAAAGCUCAGAGUCUGCGACUUUACCGUCUUGAUGGUGAAGGUGGUGCAUCGUCAUUGGUGGAUAAAAUUAUUCUAAUCCAAUCUGUUAAGCACCACCUGAAUGAUCUGACAUUAAUAGAUAAGAAAACAAAACUAUAGUGCGCACUACUAUUUUUGGAUGAAUAUUUCAUGUGGUGAAGACUGCCGGAGGAGCUGCUUGUUGCCGGAGCACAAAGAAUCCUGAUGGCGGAGAAGAUAGCAGGAGAGGAAGUUGAGGCCGACGUGAAUAACCACCACAGCAUUCCAAGAGGGUCAUGGGAGAGUAAUGAUACAAUCCAUGCCCCAUAAUUAAUGUUUUAUGAAAUAUGACAUCAUGUUAUGCUCGUUAAUUCAACUGUAACAUGACAUCAUGUUAUGUUUGAUCCCUUGUUACCAUGCGAAUCAUAUGUUGCGUAUUAAUGUAGAAAUUUAACUAAAUUAAGACUA
This is a messenger RNA of Brassica rapa (field mustard), 1680 nucleotides long. RefSeq names its product secreted RxLR effector protein 161-like. The record is from RefSeq and is a predicted model, not a curated record. Lineage: Eukaryota; Viridiplantae; Streptophyta; Magnoliopsida; Brassicales; Brassicaceae.